CCUGGCGCGGAAGGAGGCCGGCAGCCCGGGGGUUGGCGCUGCGCGCUGCACGCAUUUAAGGGCUGCCGCGCGGCGCACUCGCCACUCUGUCCGCGGCUCCGGCACCGGGCGCCCUGCGGACCACCAUGCUCCCGGCUUGCUGCUUGGAGACGGCGCUGCUGCUGCUCCUCUUGCUGACCGAGGCGGCGGCGGGUGGAGGGCGGCCAGGAGGCGGCGGCGCCCCUUGCGCUUCCCCGGCGGCGGCGGCCGGCCGCGCAUCCUCUGCCCGGGACGCGCAGGCUCUCCGCGACGAGCAGGGCUGCGACGCGCGGGUGCUGGGCGAGCCGUGCGGCGUCUACACCCCGAGCUGCGCGCCCGGCUUGCGCUGCGUCCCUCGGCCCGGCGAGCGCACUCCGCUGCACGCCUUGCUGCACGGCCGGGGGGUCUGCGUGGCCGGAGGCGGCCGGAACCAGACGGAGGCGGCGCCCGCGGCAGGUGAUGGUUGGGAGGAGAAUCACCAUGCCGGUCAAUCAACAGCAGAGCCUCUCCUGUUACAGAGCCAGGAUCCACUGCAAGAGGUCACGGUUGGCAAAACCCAACUACAGCAGCUGUCCCUGGACAGUGAUGCCAAACAGGAGCGUGAUAUGGCUCCUUGCCGCAGGCACCUGGCAGCCAUCUUGCAGGAGUUGAAGGCCCCGCUCUACCAGAAUGGUCAAGACAUCUUCAUUCCCAACUGUGACACCAAAGGGUUCUACAGGCGUAAGCAGUGUCAGGCAUCCAAGGGACAGAAGAGAGGCCAGUGCUGGUGUGUGGAUAAGAGAGGCCGCCGGUUGGAGGGCAUGGAAGAAAAACCCCUUUGCCUGCUUCCCAAUGUCGACUGAGCGGUUGGGAGUAGAGUGCUCCAGCAGCAGAGAUGCUUGUCCAGGAAGAAUCUCUCUACUAGAACUGUUGCAAAUAUUUGCUUUUAACUUAUUGUGCUGUUGCUGCCUUGCUGGGACCUUGCAUUCCCUGGAAUAACCUUGGAGCAGCUGUUGCAUCUGAUAAUUUACAGAAGGGUGGAGGGGCCUGGACUGGCUGCAUCACAACAGGGGCCAAGAGGAGGCUUCUGACUACAUGACUAAAGAUGUUUUCUUGGAUAAGCUAUCAGUGGUUGCACUGCAAAGAUAAGCUGGCACCUAAGCCAGCUUUACAUUUAGUAGAUGUUGCGUGCAUCCUAUGUUCUAAGCCGGUAGGGAGACAUGAGUAGCCAGAUGCUGGGUGUGGGGAGGAGAACCAGGGCUGCUCUAAAGCUUUUUACCAAGCUAGAAGUAAUAGGAAAAAUGGGGAAGGAGACAACUUUGUAAAAACAAUGACCAUAGAGAGCCCGCAAGGGCACUAUGAAAUGGGAAAGGAUGAGAACAGCAACCUCACACUAUUACCAACACCUAGAAUUAUCAUUAGAUAGUGUGGAAGGGAUAAAUGGCACAGGGCACUGGGACACUCGUGGUGGUUCUUUUUCCCACUAACACCUGCUUGGUCCUUAGCCUGCCCUCUGUAUCAUGUUGCCUUACAGCCUCCUCUCAAGCAGAUUGUGGGGAGAGCUACAUGGAGGGGGUCUGUGGUUGCCUGGGUUCUCCCUGUUCUCUGCCAUGUGCUUCAAUUGGGCGGGGGGUGGAUUCUGUAUGUUUCACUGGCACUGGAUUCAAUAAAUCUGAGGACUAUAUAACAUG
Podarcis raffonei (Aeolian wall lizard) is the source of this 1688-nucleotide messenger RNA. RefSeq names its product insulin like growth factor binding protein 6 (gene IGFBP6). The coding region runs from base 126 to 860 and encodes 244 amino acids. The record is from RefSeq and is a predicted model, not a curated record. Gene Ontology annotation, cellular component: extracellular region. The transcript is spliced from 4 exons. NCBI's taxonomy places the organism in Eukaryota, Metazoa, Chordata, Lepidosauria, Squamata, Lacertidae. Gene Ontology annotation, molecular function: insulin-like growth factor I binding; insulin-like growth factor II binding. Gene Ontology annotation, biological process: regulation of insulin-like growth factor receptor signaling pathway.